AGAACAACAACAUUGACAAUCACAAAAGGAAUGGCAUAAAUUGUGUAUAUAGCUAACAAUCUGAACCGACAAGCUUUGCAUUUUGCAUGGUUUUGGAUUAAGCAUUAUCUAUAAAUUUUAACACGUUAGGUAGAUGCGUUUUUGCCAUAUUACUAGACAAAUGCCUGCAGCUGUACAACAAUAACUCCACAGAAUCGGCUUAAUAGUGGCGGUACCCAGUAAUGUGCUGUGGUACUGCUACAUUCAGAUUCAGCCGCUGUUGUUUCUAAGUAAUAUGUGCACUAGUCGCAUUAGCAGACACGGUAUUUGAUGGAAAUGCUACAUGCUCCGUCCAUGUUUCCUGGGGAGGACUUUUAACGUCGCAAAGCAAACAUCAUGAGGGCGAAAGUUACCGGUGGUUGCUCACCACCGCAGUAAUUCACAUACCUUUAAACAGCUUGAAGGCAUAUAUUAGUUGCUUUUAAUUCUUUCUCUAUGUAUCGAUAUGAAACUGCUUUUUCUGGCCUGCCUUAGUCCACAAACGGGAAACUGUACUACUGCGGAAAGGAUCAGAGGACACAUAGAGUCGGCAGGGCACACCUGUGUUCUCCGAGAUGUCGCAGAUUUCAAGUCCCCGGGCGAUGUGGAGGCGCUGAUGAAACGGGAGCCACCUUGCGAGGGCGUGCUGGCCAUUCACCUGUAUAAAGGAGGCCAGUUUCUCUUAGGAUGCCAGGCGCCCUUCGGGGUCAUUUUCGGUGGGACGGACCUCAACGAGGACGUAAAGGACAACAAGAAGCUAGCUGUUAUGGAGCAGGUUCUGAAAAAAGCCAGGUUUGCUGUUGCAUUCUCUCACAAGCUAAAAGAAGUGGCUGAAUUGCUUUGGCCGACCCAGAGCAGUAGAGUCCAUGUCCACCCACAAGGGGUGGAGACCAGGGUGGCCAUGGGGUUCAACUGGGACGACUUCCUGAGGAGUGCAGGGGUGAGCGCCAUCGCCGAGGACCUGCGCGUCUUCCUGCUCGUCUGCGGCCUGCGGAGGGUGAAGGACCCACUCUACCUGCUGGAGGCCUUCUCCGAGUGGCACGCCCAGGAUCAGUCGGUGAUCCUCAUCAUCAUCGGGCCGAAGGUCGAUCCCGUGUUUGCUGGGGAAGUAGAAGAGAGCCUCAGGAGGUCCACGGGCGUCUUCCUGGCUGAAGAGAGGAGUCAGGAGGAGCUGCACGCCGCCCUGAGAAGGUCCUUCGCCCUGGUCAACAGCUCCGUCUCCGAGGGAAUGUCGGCAGCCAUCUUGGAGGCCAUGGACCUCGAGGUGCCCGUGGUGGCCAGGGACGUGCCGGGAAACGCCGCCAUCGUGCGCCAUGAGGGCACCGGCCUGCUUUACUCCACCCCCCAGGAGUUUGUGGCCCUGUCGCAGAGACUUCUGGGAGACCGGCGGCUGGCAGAGCACAUGGUGCGGAACGCAAAGCGUUACGUGUCGGAGUACCACAGCUCGCUCGCCGAAAGGACGGCCUACCAGCGGCUGGUGGAACUUCUCCACUGAGCCAAAGACACCGACGACCCCCCCCCUUCCCUACUGGCCAUCAAGACCCAGAGCUACAGGAGUGUGGGAAGAUCAGCUGCCCAUAUGACUGACCUUUUAACCUCACUUAACCCACCCCCCCAAAUCCCCAGUCUCCUUAAGCCAAGCCUAACAUAGGGUGGGGGACUGACUGCUGAUUGUCCAGCUACUUUGUUUAAUCUUGGGGAGAGUUUACAAACAUAAACAGGAUCCAACCCUUAAGGACCAACACGAGAAGAUUGGAUGCAUUCAGUCUAGACCACACGGGUUCUCUAAACUGUGACGGCUUCAUCCCGAAGGUUAUCUCAUCUCAGGGGGACUCGGCAGCAUCAUUAAUGACACACACCCCCCCAACCCCUCUAAUAAAU
This is a messenger RNA of Paramormyrops kingsleyae, 1899 nucleotides long. It is a transcript of the gene glt1d1, whose product is annotated as glycosyltransferase 1 domain containing 1. The record is from RefSeq and is a predicted model, not a curated record. NCBI's taxonomy places the organism in Eukaryota, Metazoa, Chordata, Actinopteri, Osteoglossiformes, Mormyridae. Gene Ontology annotation, molecular function: glycosyltransferase activity.